Phyllotreta striolata is the source of this 4093-nucleotide messenger RNA. NCBI's taxonomy places the organism in Eukaryota, Metazoa, Arthropoda, Insecta, Coleoptera, Chrysomelidae. The record is from the annotation of a GenBank genome assembly.
CUCUUUUACAAUAGAUGGUGUUGUUAAUGGAAAAUAAUCGACAAGUAAACGUAAAAUUUCUUCUGGAACAGAGGCAACACCGACAGUUUUUACGAUUUUUGGGAAUUUAAAAUAACUUAAAAAAUUAGGGAAAUGAGUAAUUUUCUGAGCAUUCACAAGACUUGUGCGAAAUUACUGACGAACAAUUCACUGAAGGUAAACAGCUUACUAAAACCGUUGGUAUGCAGAAACGUCCAUUUGCAAGUAGACCGCAAAAACGCCAAAGUCUCCGACUCCGUCUCGAAAGUCUACCCGAUCGUUGAUCACACCUACGAUGCUGUGGUCGUCGGAGCGGGAGGCGCGGGCCUCCGGGCGGCCUACGGCCUCGUCCAAGAGGGCUUCAAGACAGCCGUCAUCACCAAGCUCUUCCCCACCAGAUCUCACACGGUGGCCGCCCAAGGGGGCAUCAACGCAGCGCUCGGUAAGCCUCCAAACUCCCCAUUUCGACGCCCCCAUUCUAACCCUACCAUCUCUCCGAAAGGCAACAUGGAAGAGGACAACUGGCAGUGGCACAUGUACGACACGGUAAAAGGCUCCGACUGGCUGGGCGAUCAAGACGCCAUCCACUACAUGACCCGAGAAGCUCCCAAAGCCGUCAUCGAACUCGAAAACGCCGGCAUGCCCUUCUCCCGUACGCAAGAAGGCAAAAUCUACCAAAGGGCCUUCGGCGGGCAAUCGUUGAAGUUCGGCAAAGGCGGACAGGCUCACAGAUGUUGCUGCGUAGCCGACAGGACCGGUCACAGUUUGCUGCACACGUUGUACGGGCAGAGUCUGCGCUUCGAUUGCAACUACUUCGUCGAAUACUUCGCUUUGGAUCUGCUGAUGGAGGGCGGAGAAUGCCGAGGGAUUUUAGCUACCGGUGGAUACGGUAGGGCCUACUUCUCUUGUACAUCGGCUCAUACUUGUACCGGAGACGGAACAGCUAUGGUGGCCAGGGCCGGAUUGCCUUCGCAGGAUCUCGAGUUCGUACAGUUUCACCCGACCGGCAUAUACGGCGCCGGUUGUCUGAUAACCGAAGGCUGUCGCGGCGAAGGCGGCUACCUGAUCAACGCGCAGGGCGAGCGCUUCAUGGAGCGCUACGCGCCCGUCGCCAAAGACCUGGCCUCCAGGGACGUGGUCUCCAGGAGCAUGACGAUCGAGAUCAACGAGGGCCGCGGCUGCGGCCCCGACAAGGACCACGUCUACCUGCAGCUGCACCAUCUGCCGGCCGAGCAGCUGGCCCAACGGCUGCCGGGCAUCUCCGAAACGGCCAUGAUCUUCGCCGGCGUCGACGUCACCAGGGAGCCCAUACCGGUGUUGCCGACGGUGCACUACAACAUGGGCGGCGUGCCGACGAACUACAAGGGACAGGUGUUGACUAACCUGAACGGAGAGGAUCGGAUCGUUCGGGGGUUGUACGCCUGCGGCGAGGCGGCCUCGUCGUCGGUGCACGGGGCCAACCGUUUGGGGGCGAAUUCGUUGUUGGAUUUGGUGGUGUUCGGCAGGGCGUGCGCUCUCACCAUUGCGCAGGAGAACAAGCCCGACGAGGCCAUCGGGAGUAUCAAGGAUAACGCCGGCGAGGAGUCGGUGGCUAAUUUGGAUUGGUGCAGGUACGCCAAGGGGGCCAUCAGCACGGCGGCGUUGCGUUUGCAAAUGCAGAGGACCAUGCAGACGCACGCUGCGGUUUUUCGAACGGAGGAAACGCUCAAGGAGGGCGUCGUUAAGAUGCAAGGGCUCUACGGGAAAUUGGGCGAUCUCAAAGUCACCGAUAACAGUCUCAUUUGGAAUUCGGACUUGGUGGAAACUUUGGAAUUGCAAAAUCUUAUGAUAAAUGCCAUGCAAACUAUCGUAGCGGCGGAGAAUCGUAAGGAAUCGAGAGGUGCUCACGCUAGGGAGGAUUAUAAGGUGCGAGUGGACGAGUACGAUUACAGUAAGCCGGUAGAAGGUCAACAAAAGAAACCGAUGGAAGAGCAUUGGAGAAAACACACUUUAACGCACGUCGACGAGAAAACGGGGAAAGUUACCAUCACCUAUAGACCAGUAAUAGACGAUACUUUAGACAAAACCGAAUGUGCUACCGUACCUCCGGCUAUUAGAUCUUAUUAAUUUACCUCUCUAUUCAAUGCAGAUACCUUAUAUUUGAAGCACACAUGCUAAACUGUUGCUGCAAUUCCGGAAUUGCCAAUCGUUCCGGAAUUGCACCGUGCAGGUUCACGUACUUAACAGAAAAACUUGGGUUGUAUGACCACCAUUUUGUGAUAUAUCCGCAGUAUCUGUUACGCUAAUGUGGUUUAGUGUAAUUUGUCACAAUAAGAAAGUCAUUAGAUUCGCUAAGCUUAAUUUAUUCGUAAUUAUCGAGUAUUAAUUUAUUUAUUGUUAAGUAUUAAACACACCCACAUUUUGUCAAAUUCAAAUUAACUUGAUUCUCUUUUUUUUUAAUAUUUAAUUAACGGUGUGUAAAAAAAAUGUAAUUUUUGAAUUCAUACGGAAUUGAAGGUAGUUUUUCUGAUUGGAACGCAUUAAAUUUGUAUUAGAGGUAUGUACAUAUAUAUAUUGUUUUUAAAAAUUGUACAGUUUUUUCCUCAUAAUUCAACGUAAAAGACAUCCUGCUUUCUAAACUAAAACUUAACAAAUCCGACAAACAAAAAUCAAAUACAUUUUCUAUUUAUAAAACACGAAUCGGCGAUAAAUAAAAACGUUUUAUUACUUUCUUCUAAUCUUCGUUUUAUUAAGACUAUUGGCUCCGCGUUUUAUAUUUUCCACGAGCUUUCGAAGCUGCGCCACUUGGACAGCGCUAAACGAAGGAUUAUUACCCUGAGCGUCCAGCCAUUUCAACAACUGUUCGCCAUGUUCGAUGGCUUCUCGACGACUCGCAGAACUAUCCGCGAAUUCGAAUUUAUUCAACAGCGCGUCGUCCAGAAUUACUUUGACAUUAUUGCGACUCGUUCGUUGCCUGUCUUCGUUGGAAUUGACCGAUUUGUACCACCUCCAAAACCAGCACUGUUGACGCGGAUUUAUCUCCGCUAAAUUCACGUACUUCCUCGCAGGGUACUCGUUAGUACAUUCCUGCUUGAUCGGAGUAUACACGAGCAUAUCCGGCGAUAUGAUGGCACAGCCAUCUUUGGUCAGGUCGAUGGGUUCCUCGUGUUUGGCUGCAUUACACUCGGCUCGCGGGCGAUUGUCGGGUUUCCUCGGCAACCGCCUGACCAGUACGUGGUUUUUACACCAGCCCCUCAACGUGGAUUCCGGCACGCCGAGGGCGCGCGCCACCGAAGCCUUCGUUUCUCCGUUGUGAACUCGAAACAUCGCGUCUAAUUUCAACUCGUGCGGAACGAAGCGUUUGUUGCCGCUAUUCGAGGACAUUUUUUUCAACUAGCACGGCCCGGCUCUACAAGAAAAAUAACCACGUGCGCUUUCGACCAAUGGCUGCGCACCCGUUGAUAAGAGGCCAUUUUUUUUUUCACGAAAAAACGAUAUAAACAAGUUGGCUCGUUUUAUUUCCGUUUGUGAACAAUUACACAUUUCUUCUUACAGUCUUUUAUCUUAAAAGAUUAAUUAAUUAAUUAAUAUCACAUCAGUUUAUUCGCAUUUCUCACCUCCUAAUUAUAUGUUAUUUAAACUGUUCAAUAAAUCAUCGUAAUCGAUUUCAUUAACAUUAUCGAAUCCACUUUCAAUUAAACCGUCCAAAGUGGGAAUAUCCAAAUCUGUGGGGGUAGAUUCGCCUGUGUUCGAACACUCGCUCGAAGCGAUUUUGGGCGAGAAAUUAUCAGCACCGGCGAGGCUCUGGGCUAGCAGAGACGGGUAAUCCGCCAAGAGGUCCGAAGGAAACGGGGAAUUUUCGCAUUUGCGCCUAUUCGCCUCGCGUUUUUGCAUCCCUUUGAGCGUCCUCCGCACGACGAUGCACUUGUGCUUGGCCGGAUAACUGCACGAUAGAUUCUCGCACAGAUAAAUGGCCUCGUUGAAAUUGAUUUGUUUCAACGAUAGCGCUGAAUUGCAAAGCGGACAGUAUUUCACGAAAUCGGAAUUCAUGUUAGAAAAAAAAAACAAUAUAUAACAUAACCUAAAUAACCUAACU